CUUCCCCACUCGCCCCUUAUCCCCCGACUGUCGCCUGUCUUCUCCUCGACUUCGAAUUAGGGUUAGGGUUUUAGAACCCUUUUCCUCGUCGAAUUCCUCCUGCUUGGGGUUCCCCACGUCGCAAAAAUGGCGUCUUCGUCCGCUCAGAUCCACGUCCUUGGCUCCGCCGCGGCGCUCCCCUCCUCCCGGAAGCCCUCCGCCCGAAUCUCCUCCUCAAAAUCUCUCUUUUUCGGCAACCGCCACUCGAACGGCAUCAAUGGGGCUUUUCUCAGUAUAAGAAGGGGAGCCGGCAGGGGGAACCGGGGCUACGGGGGUCCACUCCGGGUGGUGAGUGAGAAGGUGGUGGGGAUCGACCUGGGGACCACCAACUCGGCGGUGGCGGCCAUGGAGGGCGGGAAGCCGACGAUCGUGACCAACGCCGAGGGGCAGCGGACCACGCCGUCCGUCGUGGCGUAUACGAAGAACGGUGACCGGUUGGUGGGACAGAUUGCGAAGCGGCAGGCCGUGGUGAAUCCUGAGAAUACCUUCUUCUCGGUGAAGCGGUUUAUUGGGAGGAAGAUGUCUGAGGUCGAUGAGGAGUCGAAGCAGGUCUCGUAUCGUGUCGUGAAGGAUGAGAAUGGAAAUGUCAAGCUCGAGUGCCCGGCCAUCGGGAAGCAAUUUGCUGCUGAGGAGAUCUCUGCUCAGGUUUUAAGGAAGCUCGUUGAUGAUGCAUCUAAGUUUUUAAAUGACAAGGUUACAAAAGCAGUAGUCACAGUGCCUGCAUACUUCAAUGACUCUCAAAGGACAGCAACAAAAGAUGCUGGUCGCAUUGCUGGUUUGGAUGUUCUUCGUAUUAUCAAUGAACCCACAGCUGCAUCAUUGGCAUAUGGUUUUGAGAAGAAGAACAAUGAAACAAUUCUAGUGUUUGACUUGGGAGGUGGUACUUUUGAUGUUUCAGUUCUUGAGGUUGGAGAUGGUGUGUUUGAGGUGCUCUCUACAUCUGGAGACACACAUCUUGGUGGUGAUGACUUUGACAAGAGGGUUGUUGAUUGGCUUGCUGGUAACUUUAAGAGAGAUGAAGGCAUUGAUCUUUUGAAAGACAAACAAGCUCUUCAGCGACUAACUGAGACAGCGGAGAAGGCUAAGAUGGAACUAUCAUCCUUGACGCAAACAAACAUUAGUCUGCCAUUCAUUACUGCAACUGCUGAUGGCCCCAAGCAUAUUGAGACAACCAUUACAAGGGCUAAAUUUGAGGAAUUGUGUUCUGACCUUCUUGACAGACUUAGAACUCCGGUAGAUAAUGCCUUAAAAGAUGCAAAACUUUCAUUCAAGGAUAUCGAUGAGGUGAUACUUGUGGGUGGAUCAACCCGUAUUCCAGCUGUUCAGGAACUUGUUAAGAAGAUGACAGGAAAGGAGCCAAAUGUUACAGUCAACCCUGAUGAAGUUGUUGCCUUAGGGGCUGCUGUUCAGGCUGGUGUUUUGGCUGGAGAUGUCAGUGACAUUGUUCUUCUGGAUGUUACACCACUAUCUCUUGGUCUGGAGACUCUGGGUGGAGUGAUGACAAAGAUCAUCCCAAGGAACACCACAUUGCCCACCUCCAAAUCGGAGGUCUUCUCUACUGCUGCAGAUGGGCAGACAAGUGUUGAGAUAAAUGUUCUUCAGGGUGAAAGAGAGUUUGUGAGGGACAACAAAUCACUAGGAAGCUUCCGUCUUGAUGGAAUUCCCCCAGCCCCACGGGGAGUCCCGCAAAUUGAAGUCAAGUUUGAUAUUGAUGCCAAUGGUAUUCUCUCAGUUACUGCUGUAGACAAAGGCACUGGGAAGAAGCAAGACAUCACGAUAACUGGCGCUAGCACAUUGCCUGGUGAUGAGGUGGAUAGAAUGGUGAAGGAAGCUGAGAGGUACGCCAAGGAGGACAAGGAGAAGAGGGAUGCCAUUGACACCAAGAACCAGUCGGAGUCAGUGGUGUACCAGACUGAGAAGCAAUUGAAGGAGCUGGGAGACAAAGUUCCAGCUGCUGUCAAAGAAAAGGUGGAGGCAAAGCUUAAGGAGCUUAAAGAUGCCAUCGCAGGAGGAUCUACCCAGAGCAUGAAAGAUGCCAUGGCUGCCCUCAACCAGGAGGUGAUGCAGCUUGGGCAGUCGCUCUACAACCAGCCUGGAGCUGCUGGGGCCGGUCCAGCUCCUGGGGCUGAUGCUGGGUCUGCAGGCUCCACUGGCAAGGGACCAGAUGAUGGUGGGGAUGUGAUUGAUGCAGAUUUCACCGAUAGCAAGUGAAGAUGGAUCAUUGGGUAGCUAAAACAUCUUAGGCAACCAGGACUGAAUUUUUUUACACAAUUUGUAUAGGAUAUGGGCGUGGUGAGUUUAGAUUAUUCUGGCAUCGCCUCGAUCUGUUGUGGAAUUUUGAAAUGAGAAAUAUUCACAGGAAGGCUAGAUUUUUCAAGAUGACUUGCUGGAAUUGGUUGUGGACUGGGAAAAGUUGAAAAAUAUUUUUCAGCCAAGCCUUAUCUUACUUGUGGAAUCUGCAUUUUUAUUGAAGAUAAAUCACUUGAAUAAUAUGUGCACGAAAGUUUAUAUGCUCCUA
Elaeis guineensis (African oil palm) is the source of this 2557-nucleotide messenger RNA. RefSeq names its product stromal 70 kDa heat shock-related protein, chloroplastic. The record is from RefSeq and is a predicted model, not a curated record. Gene Ontology annotation, molecular function: ATP-dependent protein folding chaperone; ATP binding. Lineage: Eukaryota; Viridiplantae; Streptophyta; Magnoliopsida; Arecales; Arecaceae. Gene Ontology annotation, biological process: protein folding.